UCACUUUUGUAACCCCUAUUUGUAGCGCCUUAAAUUUCUUUCCUUGUUUCUGAAAAACUAACAAAAUAUCUUUCAUUCUAUUUGCGCCGCCAUGGCCGGACUUACCAGACUGAGAGCCGCCGCGUCGCUGCUCCGCCAACUGUGUAGGACCCGAGCCUACGGAUCGGCGGCUGCGGCCCAGUUGCAGUACGACUACUACGACGACGAGGAGUAUGAUUUGGAUGGGGAAAAUAGCUGGACAGAGCCUAGAGUUGGCACGGCCGGGUCUCCACCGAGGAGGGGAGUCCACUGGGUGCUUAUUGGAGAUCCCGGUGUGAAGAAACACGUGUACGCUGAGAGUUUGUCGAAGCUUCUAGAAGUUCCUCACAUUUCUAUGGGAAGUCUUGUUAGACAAGAGCUUAGCCCUCGCUCUUCCCUCUACAAACAGAUUGCAAACUCUGUAAAUGAAGGAAAGCUUGUUCCAGAAGAUGUAAUAUUUGCAUUGUUGUCGAAGAGGCUGGAAGAAGGAUAUUAUAGAGGGGAAAAUGGGUUCAUUCUUGAUGGAAUUCCUCGCACAAGGAUCCAAGCUGAGAUUCUUGAUCAAAUUGUGGAUGUUGAUCUAGUCGUGAAUUUUAAGUGCACUGAAGAGCACUUGGUUAAAAAAAAUCCAGACAGUGAAGCUUUAUCUCCUCGUCAAGAAUUUCUCAGCAUGAGCAGUUCCAGGUUUUCCACUGCCGAUGCUGCCACUGCCUGGAAGGAAAAAUUCCAUGUCUAUGCAGAGCAGGGCAAGUCAUUGGAAGAUUACUACAGGAAACAGAAGAAACUUGUUGACUUUCAAGUGUCAAGUGCACCUGGAGAAACCUGGCAAGGCUUGUUGGCUGCACUACACCUCCAGCAUAUGAAUGCUAAGCUGACUGCAUGA
Messenger RNA from Pistacia vera, 901 nucleotides. RefSeq names its product probable adenylate kinase 7, mitochondrial. The coding region runs from base 92 to 901 and encodes 269 amino acids. The record is from RefSeq and is a predicted model, not a curated record. Gene Ontology annotation, cellular component: mitochondrion; cytoplasm. Gene Ontology annotation, biological process: nucleobase-containing compound metabolic process. Gene Ontology annotation, molecular function: AMP kinase activity; ATP binding. Lineage: Eukaryota; Viridiplantae; Streptophyta; Magnoliopsida; Sapindales; Anacardiaceae. The transcript has 4 exons.